AUGUCAGUAAUGCUGCCAGUGGGGGUAAAGUAUGAGAAUGAAACUGAAUUACCAGUGAAGACCAAACGAGCAAGUGUAGCUUGUAACUUAUGUCGUGAUAGUAAAUUAAAAUGUAUAAAUAACAAUGAUAAAACUCAAUGUGAAAGAUGCACUUUGUUAAAGCUUGAAUGUUCAUAUACUUUAAAGAAAUCACAAUUGAAGAAAAGAAAAUUAUCGAAACAUUUUAAAGAUUUACCUGUUGAUACAAGUAAUGGUAGUUCUAAUAGAUAUAGAAAUAGUAAUAUUAUUACUAAAUCUCCUACUCGUGCUCCAGGAUUAAAUAUAAAAGCUCCUAUAUUAACUGUAAGUUCCAGUAAAGAAAGUCUGAAUUCAAUAAACGAUAGUCCUCAUAGUCCACCAAUAGCAAAACCUGCUUUAAAACCAUAUCAUUCAAUAAUUCUACCGGUUAAAUCUAUAAUAUUAGAAGUAGCAGAAAUAUAUUUUGAAAAUCAAUAUAAAGGUAUAUUCCCCCAUCUACAUAAACCUUCGAUAAUAUCUUUCAUAAGAUCUCCAGAAUUUGAUCCAAAAACUUAUAUUACUGAUUAUUAUAAUGAUUGCUUUGAUACUUGUUAUACAGCAUCUUUAAAGUACCCUGAUCCAGUAAUACUAUUAGCUAUUUUAGCCCUUUGUUCAAGAUUACAUCCAGAUAUGCCUAAAAUGUAUGGAAAUUUCUCAGAGGAUAAAUCACCAGAAACAUUUGUCCCAAACUUGAAUAAUAUUAAUAAUCCUAAAACAGUAGAUAAUGAUAAUGGAAAUGCAGCUUCAAAUGCAUCUAACUAUUUUGGUUGGCAUGCAAGAAAUAUUCUAAAGGAAGUAUUUGAUAGCCCAACGAUUCAACGAGUACAAGCACUAACUAUAUUAAGUAGCCAUGAAUGGGGAGAAGGAUGUGCAUCUAGGAGUUUUUUGUAUGUUGGAAUAGCAGCAAGAAUGGUUUUACUUUUAGGAUUGGGAAAUGAAAGUGGCUUAUUUAUUAAAGAAGAAGAAGAUAAAAACUUAGAUGAAGCAUCAAAAUUUAUUUGCAUUGAAGGAAAAAGAAGGACAAUGUGGGCUGUAUACAUGAUGGACAGAUGUAAUUCUAGUGGACGUGAUAGACAUUCAUGUAUUAAACUAAACGACAUAAAAUUAAAACUUCCAUCAACCGAGAAAGAUUUCAUAUUUCGUAAUUAUAAGCAAAAAUCUUUAACCUUUGAAGAAGCCAAUAACUAUAUUCAUGAUCCUACAAAACGUCAUUUAUUAAGUGAUACUUCAUGUUUUGGAUUUUUAAUUAUCUUAUUUGAAACUUGGGCCAGUAUAGCUAAAUGGGCAGGAGAAACUGGUGGAAAACUUGAAAAAUUACCUCCUUGGGAGAAGGAAUCUCCCUAUUAUAAAUUGUCAAAAGAAUUAGAUACUUUUAGAGAUAGUCUACCAAUUCACUUACAAUUCAAUCACUUUAAUUUAGAAGCUCAUAUUGCUGACGGGUCAGCAGCUGAUUUUGGAUACUUUCAUGGUUUAUUUUUUUUAUGUCGAAUUUUUCUUAAUCGAGAAUAUUUCUUUUGUACUCCCGAAUCAUUUCCUGAAGGUUGGUGGGAAACAGAAACAAGAGUGUUACUAGAGACUUUGGAUGAUCUAUCUUAUAUUACAAGAACUUUAAAGCCUAUAAAUAUGAUGGUAAUAGCUCCAUUUACAGGUUUUCAAGUUUUUACAGUCGCAGCUACAAGCUUUUAUUUUGAUGCAUUUCCUAAAAAAUUACUAAUACUGAAUUUCCCAUUUAAAAAGCCUAAAUCGGAAGAAGCAUUGAUUAUAGAGGUUGAACAAUUAAAAAAUAAAUAUAGAAAUUUAGCUGCUGAAGCUCUUGAUAAUUUAGCAACGUGGAGAAAAGUAUGGGGGUUAGGAAAUGGUUGGUAUACUACCAGUCUAAAGUUGCAAAAAAUGUUUGCAAUGGUUGCGAAAGAGAACUCGUCUGCUGUGGAAGAUGAUGAUUUGAGACAUUCAAUGCAUGAUUAUGGUAUUGGUAAAGUACAAGAAGAAUUUAAACCCGAAUAUGUUAGAGAUAGAAAAGAUAUGAAUAUUCUGAGCUUAUUAGUAUCCGAUGAAAAUAAAGAACCUCGUACUGCAAAUUUUAGAGCUACUCCAAGUCCAUUUGUUCAUGAAUCAUUAAGAGAGUUGGCAUCUCCAGCUGGUUUGAAUUCGCCUUCUCUUGAUUUCAUUAAUAACUUUGACUUGUCUAAUAUAUUCCCGGGUUGGAAUGAUCCUACCAAAAUGUGA
Messenger RNA from Scheffersomyces amazonensis, 2283 nucleotides. It is a transcript of the gene ZCF38, whose product is annotated as Zcf38p. Lineage: Eukaryota; Fungi; Ascomycota; Pichiomycetes; Serinales; Debaryomycetaceae. Gene Ontology annotation, biological process: regulation of DNA-templated transcription; DNA-templated transcription. Gene Ontology annotation, molecular function: DNA-binding transcription factor activity, RNA polymerase II-specific; zinc ion binding; DNA binding. Bases 1 to 2283 code for a protein of 760 amino acids. The record is from RefSeq and is a predicted model, not a curated record. Gene Ontology annotation, cellular component: nucleus. The transcript has a single exon.